AUGGACGUAGUUCUACAAGGUCAAAAAUUAGAUGAAGAAAUCAAUGCGAUCAAACGACAUUUACAAGCAAUCUCAAAUCAAUCAUUAAAAUUAAAUCAUGAUUAUAGUUCACCAACUAAUCAAAGACCAAGAAAAGUUAAUAUUCCUCAGAUUCCCUUGGCUGAACUUCCUGAACCUAAUUUCAAUUCCACUACCACCGAUAGUUCUUCAUCAGAACCUAUCCCUUUGACCAUCAAGUCAUUAAAACCAGCUCUGGUCUUCAAUUUGACUUGUUCACCUACUUCAACCAUUGCCGAAUUAAAACAACAAUUAAUCAAAUCCAACAGUACAGCACCAUCUCUAGAUUCUCAACGUUGGUUAUACAAAGGAAAAGCUUUGGCAGAUAACAAACUUUUGAAAGAAUACGAUUCCAUCAAACCCAACGAAACGAUUCAUCUGAUGAUCAAAGCCAGCAGUAUGACUCCUAGUUCAGCCUUAACGGCUUCUAACCCAACCGAAUCAGAAGAUCCAACGACUCCAAAAGCCAAUAUCUUAUCAUCAUCCACUUCUGAUACUUCUCAACGUUCUCCCAACCCUCCUGUACCGAUGAACAUUCCAAAGAUCACCAUGGAAAAUGAUGGAGGUCAAAUGGGAGAGAUUCCGAUCAUUGCUAGAUCUAGAUCAGGUUCAGUUCAUACCAAUGCAUCUCAUUCACCUCAUACUGGUAUCUCGGAAUCCUUUAGAUCCUUGGUGACUAAAAACGAAUUUUGGGUAGACUUGAAGGAUUUCUUGACUCAACAGUUUGGUCCUUAUGGACCGGGUGAAUCGAAUGCAAGACAGAUGUGGGAACAUUGGUUUAUUGCUAGUAAGGAAUGGUUAUCGGCUAGUGAUAUUGCUAGAAUUAGAGAAGCCGCUGGGAUUUCUGGUAUGGCUGGACGUUGA
Messenger RNA from Melampsora larici-populina 98AG31, 921 nucleotides. RefSeq lists its product as uncharacterized. The transcript is spliced from 3 exons. Gene Ontology annotation, biological process: ubiquitin-dependent protein catabolic process. Gene Ontology annotation, cellular component: cytosol. Lineage: Eukaryota; Fungi; Basidiomycota; Pucciniomycetes; Pucciniales; Melampsoraceae. Gene Ontology annotation, molecular function: polyubiquitin modification-dependent protein binding. The record is from RefSeq and is a predicted model, not a curated record. Bases 1 to 921 code for a protein of 306 amino acids.